AUGAACCUUGCAUAUCAAUUGGUGGAGAAAAACAAAAUAUACCACAGAUUUAACAAUACUCUACAACGUGCUGGAAAAAAAUGGUAUUACAAUUUGAUUAGAAGACAUCCCGAACUAUCAGUUCGAUUACCAGAAAAAACAUCCAUGGCUCGGGCGAAGGGUUUCAACAGGAAAAAUGUUACAGACUUUUUUAACAUAUAUGAACGUAUUGUAGAUGAAAAUCAGUUUGACGCCGCUAGAAUAUACAACUUGGAUGAAUCAGGUUUUUCAACCGUUCGGAAAAAACCACAGAAGAUUUUAGCAAGAAAAGGAAAAAAACAAGUUGGAGUAAUCUCAAGCGGCGAAAGAGGAGUCAAUACAACAAUUGUUUGUUGUUUCAAUGGUACGGGAGUUUAUGUCCCACCAAUGUUCAUAUUUAAAAGAAUGAGAAUGCCAGAAUCUCUAAAAAAUGGCGCACCGCCUGGAAGUCUUGUUGAAGUAUCGGAAAGCGGAUAUAUAAAUUCUAAUUUAUUUACCAAAUAUCUGCAACAUUUUGUUAAAACAAUCAAACCUACAAAAGACCAAAAAGUAUUGUUGCUAUUAGACGGCCACGCAACCCAUACAAAAAAUUUGGAUGCAUUAGAAUUAGCAAGAGACCAUGGGAUUAUUCUAUUGCAAUUGCCUGCUCAUGUCACCCACAACAUGCAGCCUCUUGAUGUCGGGUUUUUUUCGCCACUCGAAAAAAGAUAUGUUAUAAAUCAGGAAACAUGGUUGCGAAGCAAUCCGAGAUGUGUCAUUACUCAAUUUCAAAUAACAGCAUUACUUGGGGAAGCGUACUGCGAAGCCGCCACCGUUGCCAACGCUAUUGGUGGAUUUAAAGGUUCAGGCAUUUGGCCUGUUAGCCGACACGUUUUUAGUGAUGUUUAUUUUGCAGCAGCAGAUAUAUUAAACGAAAGCGAAAAUGAAAAUGAUACGGUUACAAGAAAUGUAACGCCCAUCGCUGAAAUUGGGGGUACCGAAAAUGUAAGGGAAACUACAGUUAGUCAAGAUUUCACGAUUGAUGAGCACUCUAAUCCAAACAAUAAGACUGAAAAACAGCUGAUUACUGAAGUAGAGAACAAUACGAAACUAGAGACUGAGGAAUUAAGACUUGAUGAUGAAACUGCCACUCUGCAUUAUUAUACACCUCUAGAAAUUUCACCUAUGCCCAAGAUAAUUAAGCAAACAACAAAAAGAAAAAGAAAGACGCAAAAAACUACAAUAUUAACAACGACACCUUACAAGGAACAGUUGGAACAAAAGAAAAAACAGAAGACUAAGAGCAAAUUUGUUGAUGAACUUAAAGAACCCAAAGCAGGUUCAUCUGGUUUGCGCAAGGACAAAAUACCAAAUACAAAACAAGACGUUAUUAUAGAGGCCAAUGUGCAAGAAUAG
Molecule: messenger RNA, 1413 nt
Organism: Zophobas morio
Lineage: Eukaryota; Metazoa; Arthropoda; Insecta; Coleoptera; Tenebrionidae
Exons: 1
Coding region: 1-1413 (470 amino acids)
Cellular component (GO): nucleus
Molecular function (GO): DNA binding
Source: RefSeq, a predicted model, not a curated record